Messenger RNA from Stegostoma tigrinum, 3099 nucleotides. RefSeq names its product ring finger protein 216 (gene rnf216). The transcript is spliced from 17 exons. Gene Ontology annotation, molecular function: zinc ion binding. The coding region runs from base 256 to 2958 and encodes 900 amino acids. NCBI's taxonomy places the organism in Eukaryota, Metazoa, Chordata, Chondrichthyes, Orectolobiformes, Stegostomatidae. The record is from RefSeq and is a predicted model, not a curated record.
CUGUGUUUGGAGGUUGCAGGCUGAGAGGAGUCAGGGCCUGGGCUUGCGGAUCGCUAUGGGAGACCAGGCUGUCGGUAGGAGAGUACACAGGGACAACGCACGGUAGUCGGACCACCUGAAAGCAUCGUCUCCGUCUGCGCUGACCUCCGGCCCGCGGCAAACGACCGAGGGAGUCACCUCCGAGUCCGGCCUCUUGCUCAACAGCCUCAGAGUUGGUAUGUGAAACAUUUGGAGUGCUUUGUUUUUGUUCAUUGCAUGGUGAUGGCUGAGCAAGUAGUGGAGGAGGAGAUAAUCAACGUUUCAAUGUACCAGGGAGAUUCCCACAGUGUAUGGAGAGACCCUCGCAAUACGCCAGUCAUCACCAUCUCUGAUGACUCUGACUCAGAUGAUGAUCCUCCAGUUGUGGCCAUCAAGAAUCAACUCGCAGAGGAUCAAGAUGUUGUACUCAUUGAGACCCCUGUAAGACAAAUUCGACCUCCUAUCAUCAUCCGACCUGCAUCGGAAUGGCGAAAUAUGCAACAAGAGGAACAGCGAAGGGAAAACUUUGGAGGAAAUGAAAACUUUGAGGAGGAUCGGAGUUGCAUCUUGGUGGCACAGCAUAAAAUUACGUCCGAGUUAGUGGCAGUAAAGGCAGAACCUAACCAAGCCCACCCUCAGCUGGCCACCAGAAAUCAGGACAUUGCAGCAGGUGAACAACAACAUAUUGCACAAAGGAACCAGGAACAAAAUCAGGUGGACCCCGGAGUAGUUGCUGGUCCUCCUCGGGAUGUGCAGGCUCCUGAAGUCCAAGCAAAUGAAAUUGAACUACUGGGCAUUCCACUUUUUCCACCAGCUAAGGUGCCGCAAACUGAACAGGAAGAAGCUUCAGUGAGACUGGUGAGGGAGCAAGAUCCUGUGUUACCUCAGCCAGAUAUUUUACAGGACCCAGUACGAGAACAGAUUCAGCAAAUUGGUAAUGAACACAUUGGGCAGGGACACCAAGGGGAGGAUGUAUUAGAAAAUAUAAUAAUGGACUUGGAGAAUUUUGAGGAAGCUGCUGGUGAAGGCAAGGAAAUCUUAAGGUCACUUGUGAAAGAAACAGUGAAUCUGUUCCCUGAUAUAGAAGAACAGUUCGUUGAAGAGCUGAUUACGACGAAUGAAAUCUGGGAUUUAAAUGUCUUGUGUAACCACCUCCUGGAAAAUCCUGAUUAUCCGAAGAAAAAUUUAAUUUUCUCACACAGCAGCAGUUUGCUUGAAAGUAAUGAAGAGAAACCUAAAAUGGAUUUUUUCGACUUCUCGAAGCUUGCUCCUGUGAACCAGCAAUGUUUUCUUCAGGCUUCUGACCUCCUCAUGGCAGAUUUUAAAAUGUUAAACAGUCAAGACAUCAAAUGGGCUUUACAUGAGCUCAAGGGACACUAUGCAAUCACCCGCAAGGCCUUAUCAGAUGCUAUUAAGCAAUGGCAGGAAAACUCGCCACAAUCCAGUCAAAAAAAGAGCAGAAGAAAAGAAAUGAGCUCAUCUAAUUCAAUCAGUUUCAAAUUUGAACAAGGUGCCUUUAAAAUAGAGAGACAGAUGCGCUUUCUAGAAAACAAAAGACGACACUGGAGAUCGUAUGAGCGGGAUGGCCUUCAUCCUCUAGUGCGACAAGAACUGGAGUUCUUCCAUCAGAAGAUGAAAGAGAUGGAAGAGUAUGCAGAUUUUCAAUUUGCUAUGCAAAUGAAUGAAGAACAAUAUCAGAAGGAUGGACAGCUGAUUGAAUGCGGCUGCUGUUAUGGAGAAUUUGCCUUUGAGGAGUUGACGCAGUGCAGUGAUGGUCACCUCUUCUGUAAAGAAUGCCUCAUAAAAUACGCACAAGAGGCUGUGUUUGGAGCUGGCAAGUCUCAGUUGUGUUGCAUGGACAGUUGCUGUAGCUGCACGUUCCUCAAUGGUGAAUUGGAAAAGGUACUGCCAGAGAACAUACUAUGCAAAUACUAUGAACGUCAAGCUGAAGAGGCAGUCGCUACAGCCUGUGCUGAUGAGCUUGUACGAUGUCCAUUCUGCAACUUUCCAGCACUACUGGACAAAGAUAUUAAUAUGUUCAGUUGCCCCAAUCCUCGCUGUCGAAAGGAAAGUUGCAGGAAGUGUCAGGUGUUGUGGAAAGACCAUGCUGGGCUGUCAUGUGAUCAGGUGGUCGAAAAAGAUGAAAUCAAAUUCAGGACGUCUUUUGAGGAGAAAAUGACCGCAGCUGCGAUCAGGAAAUGUCAUAAAUGCACAAUGGGCCUCAUAAAAUCUGAAGGAUGCAACAGGAUGUCCUGUCGUUGUGGGGCACAGAUCUGCUACCUCUGCCGGGCUCCAAUAAAUGGGUAUGACCACUUCUGCCAACACCCACGGUCACCGGGUGCGCCUUGUCGUUUAUGCAAGAAGUGCUCUUUAUGGACAGAUCCUAAGGAAGAUGACGAGAGACUCAUCCGAGAGAUUCAAAGUGAAGCUGAAAAUGAACAAAAGAAAAGGAUUGGAGAGCAAGCUGUGAAAAGAAUUGGGCCUCCUCCAGAGGAUCCUCCUCCCAAGAAUGCAAGAAUUGAAGAAAGAGGUCAAGCAGUGCAUCCUGGAGUGAAUUUCAACCGCAAUGACCUUCCUCGACCAGCGCCAAUGAUACCCGAGUUUCCCCCUAUCCCAGCUGUGCCCCCUCAUCUGCAGGUCCCCUUUCCACCGCCUCCCUAUUUUCACUUCAACUUUGACGCUCUGCAGCAUAUUAAUUUUGAGCAUGAGUACCCAAUGCACUUUGGCCCGCAGCCCUACCACCGGCGUCACCGCCACCAUCAUCACUAUCACCAUCGUCACCAUCAUCAUCCUCCUGAGCCUCCACACCACCAUCAUCCGCCACACCAUCAUCGUGACGGUCCCCAUGGACACCCAAAUGUGCCGCCGGUUUACCAGCCACCACAGAACCAUAUGAUGUUCAACUUUGUACCGGGACCAGAGCAGCGUAACCUUCGAUGACCAGCAUUGCCCCUGUAGACUUUCUUUUGAGCCAAAGAGACCUUUGGUGUUUGCUGUUUGCUGAAUGUUUAAAUGAAAGGCCACAGAUAGAUUUACUGUGUAAAUACUGAUCAAAUAAACCAUACUUUUUUUCUUGCAAAA